Molecule: messenger RNA, 1092 nt
Organism: Andrographis paniculata
Lineage: Eukaryota; Viridiplantae; Streptophyta; Magnoliopsida; Lamiales; Acanthaceae
Product: E3 ubiquitin-protein ligase MPSR1-like
Exons: 1
Coding region: 140-763 (207 amino acids)
Biological process (GO): protein ubiquitination
Cellular component (GO): cytoplasm
Molecular function (GO): ubiquitin protein ligase activity
Source: RefSeq, a predicted model, not a curated record
UCGAACUCACCUACAAUUCUGUUUGAGCUAUUUCUAGAAACUUCCAUGACUAGCUAAUGCUAUAUAUAUUUAAUAUUUGUCGAUCAUUUCGGUAGGGAUUUCUUUUAGGUUUCCGAUCAAAUCAUUUAGGGAAAAAGGUAUGGCUGCACCGGAAUCGCGAUUAUCGCCGCCGUCGUUGGAGGAACUGAGCACGAGAGGCGCCUACGCGCUCCUCCUCCCAUGGAUCCUCGGAAUUGCGACCGCUUCCAACUCCUCGCCGCACGACGUAGCGGUGUACGUACACCAACCCAGCCGGUCAGUUCUGCUCUUCGAUGGCUCCAUGGACGUGGAAUCUCUCCUCCGAGAAAAUCAAUCGAUGGAAGGCCCCUCGCCGGCGUCCAAAGCGUCUAUUGAGUCAUUGCCGGCGGUGCGAAUAACGGAUCCAAAUUGGGAGUGCGCGAUUUGCUUGACGGAGUACGAAGUCAAAGGCGAAGAGUGCGUGAAGGAGAUGCCUUGCCGGCAUAAAUUUCACGCGAAUUGCAUCAACAAGUGGUUGGGGAUUCGCGGAUCGUGCCCUGUGUGUCGGUUAGUUAUGCCGGCGGCGGAGAGCAAGGAAAGCGUGGAGAGGGGCGGCUGGACGAUCCGCGUGUACUUCAGUCGGGUACGAAGGAAUUCGGAUCCAAAUACGGAUAUGGAUACGGGCACGGGCCAUGGUGAAGGGGAUUUGGGGAGGUGGCGCUAUGACGGCAGCGAUGACGGUACGGAGAUGGAUAAUAUUAAUUGAAAUUAUUUAUUUUAUGUUCUUGGAAGAUUCCUUGGAUUAACGUGGAGUUUCAUUUUUAUGUGCGUAUAGAUACAAGUCUGUGUGAAUAUUGAAACGAAUUGCAUUGUAGGUCACUAAUGUAGAAAUAACAGAAAUAGACCCCAAAAGAAUUAUGUGACCAAAAAGAAGCCCUUCAUUUUUGGGCUUAUUGGAUUCUGACCAGUCACAAUUAUGAUAUAAAUUUAUUAAUAGGAUUAUGGGGCUUCAAUAAAUGGCCCGUAAGGCUGCUUUUCUAUAUGAAACACUAUUGCUCAUUUGUGGGCCUUUCAUGAUCGAUUAGCCAUUCCUAU